AUGCCUUCCAUCGCACCUUACGCGUCGGCAAUGCUGCUCCUGGCCGGCGGCAUUCAGGCCCACUUCACUGUCCAGCAUCCCCCUGCAGUUGGCCCCUUCGUCGACGACGACGAGCCCAAGAAACCGUGCGGCGGUUACCAUCCUGACAUCGAGAACGUGACCAUCACUGAUUUCCAUGUUGACGGUGAUGCCAUCGGUACUACUCUUACCCACUCUCAGAGUACCUGGCUUUACCGUGCCACUCUUGACCCCACCGCCGAGAAUGGCUGGAUCUUGGUCUACCCCAUCUUCGACCAGAGUGGUUCCGGUCUCUACUGUCAGCCUCAUGUGACCGUCCCCCACGACUUCAUUGGCAAGAAGGGCUACAUCGGCAUGGUUUCACAUGCCAAGGACGGUUACCUUUACCAGUGCGCUGGUGUUAACUUCGUCGCUGGAACCGGCCCUGUGCCGGAAGAUUGCCGAAAUGCAACUGGUGUCUCCGCGACCUACGCCGAUGACGGCACCUUGAGCUCUGACCCCAACAACCCCGGCACCCCUGCCCCGACUCCUAGUCCGUCCUCUCAGCAUGAGCACAACGGCGGCGUCUCGACUAAGGGCCAGACAUUCAUGACUCUUGGUGGUCUGCUCACUGUUGGCGCCAUGGUGGCUCUGGGUGCAGUGCUCGUGAUCUAA
This is a messenger RNA of Annulohypoxylon maeteangense, 672 nucleotides long. RefSeq lists its product as uncharacterized. NCBI's taxonomy places the organism in Eukaryota, Fungi, Ascomycota, Sordariomycetes, Xylariales, Hypoxylaceae. The transcript is spliced from 2 exons. Bases 1 to 672 code for a protein of 223 amino acids. The record is from RefSeq and is a predicted model, not a curated record.